Molecule: messenger RNA, 1406 nt
Organism: Exserohilum turcica Et28A
Lineage: Eukaryota; Fungi; Ascomycota; Dothideomycetes; Pleosporales; Pleosporaceae
Exons: 4
Coding region: 16-1017 (333 amino acids)
Source: RefSeq, a predicted model, not a curated record
GCCGCAACAGCAGCCAUGGCAAUGUUCUUUGACACUUUUUCCAUACCUCACGCACAAGACUCUCUUCAAAUAAUACAGUACAGUGGGCCUCCAAAGCCUAAGCAAACCUCUCGUCGGAACCCUUCAAAGACCUUGUCAAGCAAAGACAGUACAAGAUCGAACACUAAACUGGAGAAUAAGGAGGAUCCUGUACCAACGUCGGACGAAGUCGAAGUCAUUGAUUUGACAUACUUAGUUGGAGAAGGUGACAGCGACAUAAGCGGUAGCAGAGGUGGAGGAGAUGGUGAUAUCAACAGUUGCGACGAUUUUGCGCCCCAGUACGAAAGUGAAGGCGAAGAAUUUGAGCGGAACGUUCGAGAAGGCGCAAACGACGAGAGCUCAAAUAACCCAGCUCCUUCUGAAAACGUUAGUCAAGAAAAUACGGUCGUUGUCGAAGACAAUCAGCCUAGCGUAGAUACAGACGGGGGCGACUCGCACGAAAAUGAUGCGGGUACGCAGAUAAACAAUCGGCUUGAAGUUUCGAGCAUCACAGCUCUGAAUCUUCGCAGUGGGAAGUAUCCUAUAGACACGGAAAAUGACAUCGACUACGAUGCAUUUGGAAAAGCAAAGACUCGAAUGAGUGGAUUCCCAUGUCACAAAUUUCCAUCAAUUCCGCCAAUAAGCUUGUCGAAGAUGAAUAUCGAACAAUCAACGCGAGGCAGCCCUCCUUCGAUCGAAAACACGAGCAGUAGCAGCAGGAGCAGUAGCAGCAGCAGCAGCAGCAGCGGCAGCAGCAGCAGCGAUACCGAUACCGAUCACAAUGAUUGCGAUAAUCAGAUAGCGUGGCUGACCCGCAAGCGGAAACGCUUCCCGCCAACCAAGCAGCACAUUCGAUUAUCAAACAUGACAUCGAAGCAGCGCCUUAAGCACAAUGUGGGCCCAUCGAAGCAGCAAAUGCCAUCCCCAUCUAGCAGCAGCCAGUUCUCCAACUGUCCUUUGGCUCUGAAACCUCCUUCAGAACCACCGCACAGCCGAUGACAGCAGCGAUGAUAGCAGUGAAUAUCACUCGCGCAAGUAUAAGCGGAAGCGCUAUCAGGACACUUUGAACGACGAUGACGACGAAUAUGAGGUAGAGAAGAUUCUCGAUGCCCGUGUCUAUCGCAGGAAGCUACAGUACCGUGUGAAAUGGCUAGAAUAUGAGGAGGAUCUGGAGUGGUAUGAUGCGUCUAACUUCAAGAAUAGCCCGCACAGACUUCGGGAUUUUCAUGCGGCUAACCCUUUACACCCAGGCCCUCCAAGAAGGUUGGAGAUCUGGGUACAGUGCUGGGAGAUGGACAGAGAUGCGAGCAAUCAUCCUGACGAUAACAAGCCUGAAGAACUGACGAACUAGAUGGGAUACCAUUGGCAGACUGGCGUUUAAGACUUAG